Messenger RNA from Cryptomeria japonica (Japanese cedar), 4541 nucleotides. RefSeq names its product indole-3-acetaldehyde oxidase. The record is from RefSeq and is a predicted model, not a curated record. The transcript has 10 exons. Gene Ontology annotation, molecular function: oxidoreductase activity; iron ion binding; 2 iron, 2 sulfur cluster binding. The coding region runs from base 172 to 4314 and encodes 1380 amino acids. NCBI's taxonomy places the organism in Eukaryota, Viridiplantae, Streptophyta, Pinopsida, Cupressales, Cupressaceae.
UAUGCCCUGUAUCUUGCAAUUUAUUUUCUAGCAGAAUAGGAAGGGAGGGUUUACAAGAACAGCUCGUCAAUUGACUUUCAGUUCCAAUUUAACACGCACCGUUAAAACUGAUUAAACUGAGAACUCUUAACAUUGGAGUGACAGUGCAGAAGAAGAAGUAGAAGUGACAUCAUGGAAUUAGCAAAUGCAAAUCGUCUGGUUUUUGUGCUGAAUGGCCAAAGGACUGAAGUGGAUUUAUCUCAAAUCCACCCAGAAACUACUCUGCUUUCUUAUCUUCGUUAUCACACUCAGUACAAAGGAGCCAAACUUGGCUGUGGAGAAGGGGGAUGUGGGGCUUGUGUUGUGCAUUUAUCAAAAUACAACACUGAUACAAAAGAGACAGAGGAAUUUUCAAUAAGUUCGUGCUUGACACUAUUGGGAUCUAUAGAUGGUUGUUCCAUCACAACUACUGAAGGGCUUGGAAAUUGCAGGGAUGGACAUCAUGCUAUCCACAAAAGGAUUGCAGGUUUUCAUGCAUCACAGUGUGGGUACUGCACUCCAGGAUGGUGUAUGUCUCUUUAUGGUGCUCUUCGUCAGGCUGAUGCCAAAGGAAACAAUGAUCAUAGACAUGGGUUUUCAAAUAUUUCGAGUUUGGAAGCUGAGAAAGCUGUUGCAGGGAAUGUAUGCAGGUGUACUGGCUACCGACCCAUUGCUGAUGUUUGUAAAAGUUUUGCAGGGGAUGUUGAUUUAGAAGACUUGGGUCUCAACACCUUUUGGAAAAAAGAUGAACUUCUUGACCCAAAUAAGCUGCCUGAAUACAAUCCAACUGGAGUUUCUACAGAUUCCAAAUUCUGUGGACCAAGAUAUGAAGAUGCUAGAACAACCUCAUUGAAUUUUUCUUACAAAGAUGAAUUCAGUGGAGAAGAACGUGUUUGGAUUAGACCAUCCACCUUGGAUGAGGUUUUGGGGGCUCUGGAAAAAGCUGCUGAGGAAAAUGUUGAACCCAAGCUUGUAGUAGGUAACACAAGUGCUGGAAUCUACAAAAGCAUAGAGCCUAAAGUUUUUGUUGAUAUCAGAAACAUCUCAGAGCUACAGAUUAUUAAAAGGCAUGAUUCUGGGAUUGAAGUUGGAGCAGCUGUAACCAUUGCCAAGCUUAUAAAAGCAUUGGAGGAUACAAAUGCCAUUGCAGAUGAUACUCUGGAUCAUGGGAAAGAAAACUGUACUAGAAGUUUAGUUUUUGAGGGCCUUGCCAAUCACCUGAAAAAGGUAGCCUCUGCAUUUAUUAGAAAUACAGCUAGCAUCGGUGGCAACAUAAUUAUGGCCAAGAAAUUAUCAUUUGAUUCAGAUGUUGCAACCAUUCUCCUUGGAGCUAAUGCAUCAGUCAAAAUUAUCUCAACUGAGAGAGUAGAAUCUGUGUUAACCAUGGAGGAAUUCCUUGAUAAGCCUUGUCUUGAUUCAAGGGUCCUAUUGCUCUCGGUAUUCAUUCCAAACUGGAAUGAAGUUAGCAAUCCUGUUGGAAACAAUGGCUCUGCUAAAUUUGAUGAAAAAUUGUUGUUCAAAACAUACAGGACAGCCAUUCGACCGCUUGGUAAUGCAGUGUCUUAUGUUAAUGCUGCCUUCCUCGCUCAAAUUUCUCUCAGUAGACAUCAAGGAAAUCUGGUUGCAAAGAGUCUUCGACUUGCUUUUGGUGCAUUUGGGGUGAGCCAUGCUAUUAGGGCUACCAGUGUAGAAGAGUUCUUAGUCAAUAAAGUUAUAUCACCAGGUGUUCUUCUGGAGGCAAUUGAAAUGCUUAAACUACAGAUCAUUCCUGUGGAAGGUACCCCAAAAUCUGCUUACAGGCAAAGUGUGGCUGUCGGUUUUCUUUUUGACUUCAUUAGUCCUCUUGUCAAAGAUAUAGUUCCCCCUUGCAUCCCUGAUUCUCUGGAAGCUAACAACAACCAGAGUGGCAAUACUUUUAAUCAUAAGAAAUGCUCCUUCAAAACAAAAAGCAUUAUAGAUGGUAAACAAACAAUGGAAUUUCAUGAUGAGUAUACUCCAGUAGGCCAGCCUUCUAAAAAAGUUGCUGCAGAGCUUCAAGCAUCAGGAGAAGCUGUAUUUGUAGAUGACAUUCCUUCUCCAGAUAAUUGCCUAUACGGGGCAUUUGUUUACAGCAAAAAGGCUUUGGCAUUAAUUAAGAAGGUUGAUGUAAAAGAUGCAUUAGAAUCUCCAAGUGUAGUUUCCUACAUAUCUUAUAGUGAUAUCCCUAAACAAGGAAAAAAUAUUAGUGUCGAUGGAUGGUAUGGUGAAGAAAUUCUGUUUGCUGAAGAUACUGUGGAGUGCUUUGGUCAACCGAUAGGACUUAUGGUUGCAAAUACUUGGCAUGAUGCAAAAAGGGCAGCUGAUAAAGUGAGUGUAGAUUAUGAUUGCGAGACAUUAGGUCCUCCUAUUCUCUCUGUUGAAGAUGCAGGAGCGAAAAACAGUUUCUAUAGUGUUCCCCAAAUUGUGGCUCCUAAGCCCGUAGGAGAUCUUGCAAAAGGAAUGUCAGAAGCAGAUAUUAGGAUUGAAUCUGCAGAGGUCAGAACUGGAUCUCAGUAUUAUUUCUAUCUAGAAACCCAGACUGUGUUAGCUAUACCAGAUGAAGAUGAGUGCAUGGUAGUUUACAGCGCAUGCCAGAACCCUGACGUUUCACAAAAAACUAUUGCAAAGUGUCUAGGCAUUCCUACUCAUAAUGUGCGCGUUAUAACAAGAAGAGUGGGUGGUGGAUUUGGUGGGAAGGCAUUUAGAUCUAUACCUGCUGCAGUUUCAUGUGCAUUGGCUGCAUACAAAUUGAAGCGUCCUGUCCGAAUGUACCUUGAUCGUAAAACAGACAUGAUUAUGAGUGGUGGACGACAUCCUAUCAAGGCAAACUAUACAGUUGGGUUAAAAAAUGAUGGAAAAAUUACAGCUUUGCAUGUGGAUUUAUUCAUUGAUGCAGGAUUUACGGUUGAUUUUAGCCCUAUGCUUCCCUAUACUAUAGUAAAAACAAUGAUGAAAUACAACUGGGGAGCUUUCUCAGUUGACUAUAAAGUAUGUAAAACAAAUCUACCAAGCAAGUCUGCAAUGAGGGGCCCUGGAGAAACACAGGGAUCUUUCUUUGCUGAAACCAUUAUUGAGCAUGUUGCCUCAAUUCUAGGUUUGGAUUCAGUUGUUGUAAGAGAGAAGAACAUUCACACUCUUGAAAGUGCCAAGCUCUUCUAUGGAUCUUCUGUGGAGAGUCCUGUUAGUUAUACAUUGCCAUCAAUAUGGGAGAAACUAAAGCAAUCUGCAUCUUUCUAUGAGAGAAUGGAGAAUAUUAGAGAGUUUAAUGCUACUAACCGAUGGUUUAAAAGAGGCUUAUCCUUGGUACCAUGCUUUUACGUAGUAAGACUUUCUUCUAGACCAGCAAGAGUAACCAUAUUUGAAGAUGGUUCUAUUGCUGUAGAGGUGGGAGGAGUUGAGUUAGGUCAGGGAAUUUGGACUAAGGUAAAGCAGAUGACAGCAUAUGCUCUUGGUCAGUUAUGGCCAGGUUUAAGUGCAGAUAUAAUGGCAAAAGUUAGACUAUUUCAGUCAGACAGUAUCAGCUUAGCACAUGGAGGCAUUACAGCUGGAAGCACCACAUCUGAGGAAAGCUGUGAAGCAGUUCGACAUGCUUGUGACAUAUUAGUUCAGAAACUUCAGCCAGUUCAGACUCUCUUAAAGAAGAGCAAUCCAAAUGGUUUCUCUUGGAAUUCUUUAAUUUUUCAGGCUAAAAGUCAAUCAGUGGAUCUUUCUGCACAAACUUACUGGGUUCCUGAUUCAAGUGCAUCACAAUAUCUCAAUUAUGGCGCUGGAGCAAGUGAGGUUGAGAUUGAUCUCCUUUCAGGAGCAACUACAAUCCUUCAGACAGAUAUCAUCUAUGACUGUGGAAGAAGCUUGAAUCCUGCUGUGGACCUUGGACAGAUUGAAGGUGCUUUUGUGCAAGGAGUUGGGUUCUUCAUGACAGAGGAACAUCAUGUUGACAACAAUGGAAAGCUUGUAUCUGAUGGAACAUGGACAUACAAAGUUCCUACAAUUGACACCAUACCUCGAAAGUUCAAUGUUGAGAUACUUAAUAGCCCUUUUCACCAAAAACGUAUUCUCUCUUCGAAAGCUUCUGGUGAACCACCUUUGCUUCUAGCCGCAUCUGUUCACUGUGCAAUAAGAGAAGCUAUAAGAGCAGCACGCAAGGAGCUCCCAACUGAUAACAACAAACACUUCCGAAUGGACACCCCUGCCUCCAUGGAUGUCAUAAAAUCUCUGUGUGGCCUCAAUAACGUAGAACUUUAUUUAAAGAGCUUGUGCAUUUCUACUAAACAAUAGCAUGAUAAUUCUGAAAUCAUAUUUUACAAUUACAAUUUAUUUGGACAUACUUAUUAAAUUUGAGAGGUAUUCUACAAUGGCACCAAAGGGUGGAGUGUAAUGGUGUGAAUGUGUAAACAAAAGCUCUUACCUUUUAUCUUAAUUUUGAGAUCCAUUUACAUGUCAAACUAUUGAUAUUUAAUAAUCAAAUAAAUUUUCAAUAAAUAAGAUGGCUCAAAAUUGAUAUC